Cheilinus undulatus (humphead wrasse) is the source of this 4770-nucleotide messenger RNA. It is a transcript of the gene spata13, whose product is annotated as spermatogenesis associated 13. Lineage: Eukaryota; Metazoa; Chordata; Actinopteri; Labriformes; Labridae. The coding region runs from base 474 to 4295 and encodes 1273 amino acids. The transcript has 13 exons. The record is from RefSeq and is a predicted model, not a curated record. Gene Ontology annotation, molecular function: protein binding; guanyl-nucleotide exchange factor activity.
AUGCUCGCCAGCUCGCUCCUUCAAGAAAGACCACUGUUAACUGGAAACCAAGGCGAAAAUAUGACAUUUCCUCGAGCAGCUCCUUAAAGUUGUGGAUAAGUCAGUUUUUAUGUCGUUCAUUUGUUUGACAUUAACCAUUUUUUGUCGGUUUUCGAAAGCGAACCCAAAAACCGCAAAGCUUGCGCAAUUUAGAAGUUUUAUGAGUGGGCUCGUGAGCUAGCUUAAGUUGCUAGCCCCGUGAGUAAGAAGUCAGGCAGCCGUUUGUCUCAACAUGUUGCGGGGAAACUAGUUUGCAGAGGCAGAGGGCUUGUCGAGCUUUAUGUCGUCGACAUGUUCAUACGAGAAGACGAAGAGUGCGAGGCAGCAAGUUGUUGGACCUCAGGGAAAGUCAGACUACUCCACUAUGGCUAAUCAACAAAAACAGCUGCACCGUUGAUGUGAGAAAGAAGGUCAGGAGGACAACAUCAGCGACUAUGAACAAGGCAGAACAGAAGGACAGGGUCUUAUCCACAAGUGAGGACCCUCUCCCGAUACGCCACACCUCAAGAGCUGACCCUCUGAUCCGAAGUCGACCCCUCAGUGAUAUCUACCCAUUUCAAGCUGACAGAAGUGCAGUCCCAUAUCUUCUGUCUGGCUGCGGUGCCCAAGUUCAGCCCGUGACUUCAGGCUCUGAUGAAAACAAACUGAAUGGACUCAACUCAUCUGCCUGGUCCAACCCUGUUAUCGGUCCGCCUGAGGGAAAGCCUUACUCCUCAAGAAUUAUGAGGCUUUUUUCUAACUCCAAGAAGGGCCCGGUCCCUGCUCACAGUCCAUCCACUGACAGUCCAACCUCAUCUAACAGCAACGGCAGCGACUCGGGCCCCCAACCCUGGACAGGACUUUCGGGUCUGGGUGUUGUGGACUCAUUCAAAAAGCUGCGCUCCUCUGUGCUGCAGGGUAUACAAAGUAGAGGGACAAUCAGCCAAGAAGGAGAGCAUGUCUCUAGUUCAGAUCAGAAAAUGGCUAAUGGCACUGCUGGUCUAGAUGGUGCAUCAAAUAAUUUGAAGUUUGCAGAAGGAUACAGUGUGUCCAAUGGAAGUCAUGGUGGACAAAAGCUGGCUGUGAUGUGCCAGUGUGGAUCAGACAUUGAUGACUUUGAUGACGAUGAAACUGAUGAAGGAGACGGUCUCACACGGAAUACGCGAUUCUCAAGGAGUAUCAGGAGAGCGUACGGAGCUGGACGUAUCUCUUUAUUUGACACAGGAAACGGGAAAAUAUCAGGAAAAAGCACAAAUGAAGCAACAGACUGUCAGAAAGCAGAUCUAACUUUGAAGGAAAAUUGUCAAACAAAGAACAUGAACGAGAACACAAAUGUGAAUGUUCUGAGCAGACUGAGCAAAAGUGCAGAAAAUCUUCACAUAUUUAAAGCAACUUUCAGACGCAAAGCUCCCCAUUCAACUCAAGAAGAAUCCCAGAGAACUUGCACAUCUAAAGGGGAACCGGUUAUCCAGAGGACAGCCAGUGCUUCCUCAGUGGACCUCCGUGGCCGUGCUGGAAGGAAAUCACCUGUGAAAACCAAGGGGCCAAUGCUAAAGCUUGUAGACAGUGUGACUGACAUGACUGUCCGACGCAGGCGAAGUCCGUCCCCAAACCCCACCUCUCCGUCACCAAUGUCUCCUCUGAGCCGUCUCCAUGAUGACUACUCCCGCCGUGUGCCUUGCUUAACAACCAACGAGCGACAGCGGCGGCCCUCACCAAUCAGAGCCAGGGUCAUGUCUGCUGGACACAAUCCUCUGGUUCAUUCACAGCCUGAUGUCAGGCCGCAGCAGCACCAGGCCCUAAUCAGCCCGGUUCCUGUGGAGACGGAGCAGACCUCACCUGGUACCUCUGCUAAUGUUGAACCGCUACGUGUAACAACCAGGGAAAUUAAACAGACAGCAGAAAACAAUUCAUCUUCACUGAGCCAAAAAGAGCCUGCACAGCAACAAGAACAGACCGAGGCCAACGUGAUACCAAAUGAGAUGACUAAAGACACAGAAGAGUCGGAAGUAUUUCUCCAAUCAGAGGAAUCCUCACCAGCAUCCACCAGCACCCCUCCAAUCUCGCCUACAUGCUCAUCAGAGUUACCCUCGUCUCCCACAUCUCCUACAUCUCCCACAUCAUCCACAGAAGCUUCUCCAGAUUCAACAGAAACCUCCUCCGUCAAGCCUAGAAGGAGGAAUGGGCGCCUAAGACCUCGGCCCACCUCGGACUAUGGGCAGCUACUCUCAAGGAAGCACUCCAUUCCUGAGGAAGUUGCAGAACUGUGUGCUGGAGAGAGGACAGCAAAAACAUCAUUGCACAAAGACUGUGGCAGUUGUAACAUCAAUGGGAAUGGAGAAAGCCUUGAGAGCUGCAACAUGUCUAACGGAGAUGUUCAAGGGUGUAGGCAACGGCCGGUCUCUGUGAUAGGAGUUGUGGAUCUAUUUUCUCCUGAUGCUGUGGAGAAGGAUGGCCAUCUUCCUUCUCCUCUGUCGCGGCCGCCCAUCCCCUCCCACCAGGUCCCCCCCUACAGAGCGGUGUCAGCCAGGUUUCGCCCCUCCACCUUCUCACAGAGCACCCCCAUCGGACUGGACCGUGUCGGACGGCGUAAGCUCCACAGAGUGCUCAGCGAUGGUGUGUCGGAGUGCUCGGCUACUCUUGAUGACAGCGUGAGCGAGGAGGAGGAGGGCAGCUUUGAUGAGCUCACUGAUGGCACUCCUUACCUUCAGCCGGGGGUGGAGUUUUCUGUGCUCAACGAGUGGAUAAGCUCUGGACACACGGUGUGCGCUGAGGCGCUCUGGGACCAUGUGACCAUGGAGGAGCAGGAGCUGGCCUUCAAAGCCGGAGACGUGAUCCGUGUCCUGGAUGCCUCACAUAAGGACUGGUGGUGGGGCAGAGUGGCUGACAGAGAGGCCUGGUUCCCCUCCAGCUUUGUGAGGGUGCGAGUGAACCAAGAAGACUCUGGUGCAGAAAGCGUGGAGAGUGUAGCUGACCAGGAAGAUCCACCUCCUAGAGAUGCACACAGUACGCAGCACAAAGAGCAGAUGAGAACAAAUGUGGUUCAAGAAAUCAUGAACACUGAGCGCAUUUACAUCAAGCACCUGAAAGACAUCUGUGAGGGUUACAUCCGUCAGUGCCGCAAACACCCGGACAUGUUCACUGAGCUGCAGCUGAAGACCAUCUUCAGUAACAUAGAGGAAAUCUACAAGUUUCAGAGACAGUUUCUCAGAGACCUGGAGAAGAAGUACAACAAAGAGCAGCCACAUCUCAGUGAAAUAGGAUCCUGUUUUCUCUUGCAGGACGAGGGCUUCUCUAUCUACUCGGACUAUUGUAACACCCAUCCAGAAGCCUGUGCUGAACUGCAGCGACUCAUGAAGUCAGGCAAAUACAAACAUUUCUUCGAGGCCUGCAGACUCCUCCAGCAGAUGAUUGACAUUUCCAUCGCUGGUUUCUUGCUCACACCUGUCCAGAAGAUCUGUAAAUACCCCCUACAGCUUGGAGAACUGCUGAAGUACACCCCAAAAGACCACAGUGACUACGGUGGAGUAAGCAAAGCAUACGAGACAAUGAAGAACGUAGCGAGUUUGAUCAACGAGAGAAAGAGACGACUGGAGAGCAUCGACACAAUCGCUCACUGGCAGGUGGCCAUUCUGCACUGGGAGGGAUCGAAUGUGCUAGAGCGCAGCUCAGAGCUGAUCCACUCCGGUGAGCUGACCCGAGUUGUCCGACAAGGAAAAAUGCAACAGCGCAGCUUCUUCCUGUUUGACCACCAGCUGGUCUUCUGUAAAAAAGACGUCCUGCGUAGAGACCUGCUCCAUUACCGAGGACGGCUGGAUAUGGACGAGACAGAGGUGGUGGAUGCGCCUGAUGGUCGGGACUCGGACCUGGGUCUGACCCUGAAGAACGCCCUGAGGCUGCGCAACGCCUCCACACUGGAGUUUAUGUGCGUGCUGUGCUGCAGGAAGGCUGAGGACAAGCAGAGGUGGUUAGAGGCAUUCGCCAAGGAGAGACACAGAGUGAAGGAAGACCAAGAGAUGGGAAUGGAGAUCACUGAGGAGCAAAGAAAACAGGCCAUUGUUAAUGCCAGAAGAGCCAAGCAGGGGAAGAACAAAACCAUGGGUUAUUCUGCUUCUGUCCCACCGCACCAUCAAAACCUCCACCCACUUCACCAGCGUCACAUCACCAUUCCAACCAGCGUGCCUCAGCAGCAGGUCUUUUCUCUGGCCGAGCCCCCGAAACGAAAGCCUUACCACUUGUUGUACAGCAUCACCCGCAACGCCUUUUUCAGGAAGUGACUCUGCUCUUGUGCACGUUCAGAGCAGGCCCACACCGUCCAGAAGACUUAAAGAACAUUAUCUUUUCCACACAUAUUUUCCUGUCUCUGAAUGUUUGUUUCUGUGCCUCAUGUGUCUUGUGUGUCUUUUUUUUUGUUGCAUUUAAGCUUAAGUGCUUACACUUUGAAAGAGGCAUGGCGUAAGUGUUAAAAUACUGACUGUCCAUUUUGUUGGUGUGUUAAAAAUGCUGCUCACUUAAGAGAUUCCCACCUCUCUGUCUUAGUAGUUCCAGCUGAAGACUUUUUUAAUGUUAAUUAUGACAAAGAUGUAUGUUCUGCUUUUAUGUUGACAAACAUGGUUUUAGUUUAUUUCACAAAGGCUGGACCCUUUUUUGCUGUGAGUCUGUCAACUCUGAGCACAAAACGGUCAGAGGCAAAAUAACUGACAUCAUUCAUCUUCUGUUAACCCUGUAAAUAAAAAAUCUUGUACAAACAUA